This is a messenger RNA of Kalmanozyma brasiliensis GHG001, 627 nucleotides long. Its product is annotated as RNA polymerase, subunit H/Rpb5 C-terminal. The transcript has a single exon. Gene Ontology annotation, biological process: DNA-templated transcription. The coding region runs from base 1 to 627 and encodes 208 amino acids. NCBI's taxonomy places the organism in Eukaryota, Fungi, Basidiomycota, Ustilaginomycetes, Ustilaginales. The record is from RefSeq and is a predicted model, not a curated record. Gene Ontology annotation, cellular component: RNA polymerase II, core complex; RNA polymerase I complex; RNA polymerase III complex. Gene Ontology annotation, molecular function: DNA-directed RNA polymerase activity; DNA binding.
AUGGACGACGACCGCGAGACCGUGCGUCUGUGGCGAGUCAACAAGACGAUCCACGAGCUCGUCCGUGAUCGUGGCUACCUCGUCUCUGACGACGAGAUCAACGUUGAUCUCGAGACUUUCAAAGCGGAAUAUGCGCCCACCGGUGGCUCUGUCGACCGCACCAAGCUCAACUUCUUCACCGAGCACAGCGAGCACGAGAACCAACGUCUCUUCGUCUUCUACUCGAUGGAGCGCAACGUUGGCGUCAAGACGAUGCGUCAAUUCAUCAGCAUCAUGGAAGAACGUGAUAUUCAGAGAGGCAUCAUCAUCUGGCCCGAAAAAAUGACCAGUGCAGCACGCAAAGUCAUCGAUGCCAUGAGAGGUACUUUCCAUCUGGAGGACUUCGAAGAGGCCUUUUUGCUGGUUAAUAUCACGCACCAUCAUUUGGUGCCUAAGCACGAACCGUUGUAUCCACAGGAGAAGAAGGAUUUGCUCCAGAGGUACAGGUUGAAGGAAACGCAGUUGCCGAGGAUCCAACAGGCAGAUCCGGUGGCGAGGUACUUCGGUCUGCAAAGAGGUCAGGUGGUCAAGAUUAUCCGACCCAGCGAGACUAGUGGCCGAUACUGCUCGUAUAGGAUCUGCAUGUGA